Dracunculus medinensis (Guinea worm) is the source of this 240-nucleotide messenger RNA. Lineage: Eukaryota; Metazoa; Nematoda; Chromadorea; Rhabditida; Dracunculidae. The record is from the annotation of a GenBank genome assembly.
AUGAGGCAUCAACCGAUUAUCAACCGAAUAUCAACCGAAGGCGGCAGUCGGUCCCUAGCUAUUCCUAUAUGCAGAAUUUUAAAAUUACUUACUUACCCAUACGCAUAUCAUUUUCACGGUAAUAGCAAGUGCGAAUUGGAAAAGAAAAGUUCGCAAAAUCUAACAGUAGUACAUACCAGAUGCGUUACAGUAUCGUCAGCCGUCGGUCAACAACGAUUGCGUCACAAAUCGUCUUCGUAA